This is a messenger RNA of Parathielavia appendiculata, 2121 nucleotides long. RefSeq names its product heterokaryon incompatibility Het-C. The coding region runs from base 1 to 2121 and encodes 706 amino acids. Lineage: Eukaryota; Fungi; Ascomycota; Sordariomycetes; Sordariales; Chaetomiaceae. The transcript has 7 exons. The record is from RefSeq and is a predicted model, not a curated record.
AUGGCUGGUUACAGAAGGGCUUGGAGCAGUGCGCUCCUGGUCUUGGGCCUGCUGCUUUUUGUUCUGCCCGGCAAAGCCGCUGCCUUUGGUGCUGGCAACAUUCCAUCCAUCGCCCAGGUCGAGGGCCACAACUGGAGACAUGGCGACAUCGAGGACAUGCUCAAGACGGUCGCCUUCCUGCACGGCAAGAAGUGGACUUCCAUGAUGAUUGGCCGUGUUUACUUUGGAAACUGGCUCAGGGACUAUUCGCAGGCUGUUGAUGUUGGCAGCCUGAAGGGCAUCAACGCGGCCACCAUCAGGAUUAUUGUUUGGGUCCUGUCGUUCAUGGCCAACGGCUAUGCGACCGAAGAAUUCGAAGUCACCGAGGAGCGUCUGGGCGUCUACCGCCCCGAGGAGCACAUCGACAACCCCCUGGGCUACGCCGACGGCCAGGAUGCCCGCCGGUACGACACCCGCCUGCGAGGACCCGUAGACCCCCGGGAGCUCGAGAUCGACCCGCGCACCGGCAUGAAGAACUACAUCGCCAACGAGUCCGGCGGAUGGGCCACCAGCGCCGGCUAUCUCCGCUGGAGCUUUGCCCGCAGCAUUCACUUUGGUCGCGUCUACACAAACGGCGCGAACGGCACCUCCGGCAAGGAGGCAGAUCUGUGCGAAGCCCUGCGGUGCUUGGGCCAAGCUCUGCACUGUAUGGAGGACUUCAGCGCCCACAGCAACUACUGCGAGCUUGCUCUCGUUGAGCUGGGCUAUCACAACGUCUUCCCUCACUGCGGCAGUGCCACACAGAUCCAUCUAAACGGCAGGAUGGUCUAUCCCCUCGUUACGGGAACAUUUGGGGCUGUGGACUUUUUGCACUCGGUCCUUGGUGAAGCCAACGACCACUUCACUCAGUCGGAAGUCGAUGAAAUCGACGUCGCUCUCAAGAAUGCCGAGCAGACGAACAAAUCUGGCGAUGGCCAGCGCGGCUUCUUUAGUGGUCCGGGCUCGGGCGGAAGUGACUUUAUCUCCCUCGUUGGCCAACUCCCUGGCGUUGGUGAUGGCUUUGCCUCGCAGGCUAGAAAUCUCAAGGCCAUGUCCGAAGCACAGGAGCAGGAAAACGCUCGCUCCGCGGGCAACGUCAACGUCGUCCCAGGCAUGAGCCCCAACUUCGACCCAGUCAAGGUAUCCGGACAGAUCUACCCGAUCCUCGAGUUCCGUGACAAGAUUGUGCGGUCCAUCAACAACAUGAUCUCCAAAAUCCCCGGUCUGGAGAACCUGCUAGAGCAUAUCAGCGAGACGCUGACGGCCUUCAUCCUCGGCCUGCUUGCCCCCUUUGUCCGCCCAAUCAUCAACCAGGUGUCCAAGGCGCUCAAGGAAGGCUCCGCGGGCCUGAUUGAGACGAGCGCCAACCAGCAGCUUGAACCGUGGACCAACCCGCGCUGCGACAACCCGACCCACUCAAUGCUCUCCAAGGACCAUUUCACCAACAUCCUCAACUCGUGCGCCGGCCGUGUCGCCGCCAUCAUCCUGCAAUACGUCGUCCCCCGCGUCAUGUACGCCUGGGAAAACCCCGGCGUGCCCGUCGACGAAGUAGUCAACGACGUCCUGCGCGCCUUCCACCACCCGGCGGCGCGCAACGAGCAGAUCCAGAUCCAGCGCGAUAUGUUCGAGACGGUGCGCAAAUGGACGCAGGAAACCCGUUACCGCGACCAACUUAAUUAUCUGCUCUCAUCGGAGUCGGUCAAGAACCACAAGAACCACGUCCUCAGCGGCGGCGACCCGGGCAGCCGCUCCAUCCCCGGGGGCGGGUGCGGCCACGGCGACGGAGGCCACGGCAAGCCGGCCGGCUCGCUAUGGUCGCACAUACAGAACCUAAAUCGCGAGAGCGGGGGCAGCGGCACGGCGGCCGGAGGGGGUGGGUAUGCCGGCAGCUAUGAGGGACAGCCGACGCUGUCCCCUGCGCAGCAGCAGCAUUCGUAUGGCGGAGGAGGAGGGUAUCCCGGCCAGGGCGCCUACGGACAACAGCAGCCCCAGCCGCAUUAUGGUGGGCAACACCAGCCAGGGUAUGGCGCGCCGCAACAUGGGGGGUAUCCGCCGCAUGGCCAGCCGCCGUCGGGAUCGUGGGGGCAGUACCCGCGUUAUUGA